AUGUGUGAUAAAAAAAAGAAAUUUGAAAUCAUUGACCUUGACCGUGACCAUGAUGUUAUCGUUAUCGAUGAUGUUAAAGUCGAACAGCAGCCGCUUAAAAUGUCUAAUUUAUCAUCUGUUGUAGAGUCACCUAUCUGGAUUAAAGUAUGUAUUGGUCUAGGCAAAGAUGCGAUAAUUUGUAAUGAAAAAUGCGUCUUUAAAUGUCCAUUAUACAUUAAAAAAAAAAAGAACGCAGAUGAUGAAAAAAAACCCAAACCUUCUAUUCCGCGUCAUAUUCCACGUCAUACUCCACGUCGCAUUCCACGUCAUACUCCAUGUCGUAAUCAUUCGACCCCUCUGAGAUCUAUCGGUCUUCCUGCGAAUACAAAUCGAUGGACAAGGGAAGAAGAUCAUGCAUUACUUACAUCAAUACAAAAACACGGUGGUAAAUGGUCCAUAAUUAGUCGGGAUGUCGGUACUGGGAGAAAACCGAUUCAUUGUUGUCGACGUUGGAAUGCAAUUGUUAGAUGUUCACUUAGACGCGUCGCCCUUAAUUGA
Cetraspora pellucida is the source of this 537-nucleotide messenger RNA. Lineage: Eukaryota; Fungi; Glomeromycota; Glomeromycetes; Diversisporales; Gigasporaceae. The record is from the annotation of a GenBank genome assembly.